AUGAAGAAGAGUCUCGAUAAUAUCCCCCAAGAGCUUCUGUACAAUGUCCUGGGUUAUCUAGACUACCGAGCUCUUGGGACUAUGCGCCUUGUUUGGCCCUCCCUCGACGAACCAGUCCUCCUCCCUCGACUCUUUAGUGUCAUACGGCUGUCCUUCUUAGAGAAGCAUCGGCGUCAAUUCCUAGGUAUAUCCUCGUCGCCACGUUUGGCGCCCCAUGUUCGGGUUCUUCGAUGGCAUUCGUUGUGUCAUACAGAACAAUUCAGCUCCUCGUUACCUCGGGUGCUAGCGUUUCUCUCUAGUGAUGCUAUCCCAAAUUUCCGCCCACUAUUCCUGGAGGGAUUAGACGCCAUGGUCAAUCUCAGGACCUUUACCACCAUCAUGAUAGAUCCUUCGCAGUCACAAGGUACCCUGUGGCGCGAGGACAUGGAAUAUGGAGGCUUUAACGUCACCGACGAAUUUUCCAAGCUGGAUCUUCUUCAGGCUUUCGAUAACUUCCUUGUGCCAGCUAUGCUCGGUCAUGGGUCGAAAAUCGAGUCUGUUCGUCUUCUGUGCAAGAGUCUCAUCAUGGGAGAUACAAGACCUGAAAGUGACCUCGAUUGCGACCCGCCUACGUUCUUUAGGGGUUUGAUCGAAGCUUUCCGUUCACUAAGGGUCAGGCUCGAUUCCUUCGCACUGCGUAAUGUCAAGGAGCUUGACCUUUGUGCUGCCUUUCCUUCAGCCACAUCAUCACAGUUCCAGCGGAAUGAGUUGCAGGCUCAUAUGCUCGAUAUAGUCUCUGCUGCCAAGGAGCUCCGAGUUUUAUCUCUGCGCUCGACCGACCCCGAUGCUGAACUCGAGCCCGAUAUUAGAGAUUCAACUAUAUUUCCAGGACUUCACACUCUGGAAUUUAAACAAUUGAGUACACUCAAGCUUGUGAACCUGGUCUUUUCCGUCAAAAACUUCAACGAAGUGCUUGCAAAGUGUGCAAAAACGCUGCAACAUAUCCUUCUUUACAACUGCACCGGAAGCGAAACAGGGCUUUUAGAAGUGGUUAGGUUUGCGGCCGCCAACUCGUCUAUAAAUUUACACAGAUUUUCAGUCUGUGUAUCUAAGGAUAUCGGUUUGGGCCCUUGGGAAGAAGGUCAAACCAUGGCUGCACAAAUAAUACCUGAGCAGGAGAUUCUUGCAUUUAUCAACGGCGAGGGAGUUGAAGACGCCGUGAAUCCCUUUUUGCACCAUCAACCUAUCGGCGCUGAUGACUGGCAGUCGCCAUCUGAACGGUAUGGGGGGCAGAUUGACCAUUAUACAGACCUGUGGGCGACUGCGGUAGAGAGUCCGGAGAGAUUGGCUGAAUGGUCCCAGUGGGGGUCUUUGCACUAUUCUUGCAAAGUAUGCCAGGCUUGA
Messenger RNA from Fusarium poae, 1383 nucleotides. RefSeq lists its product as uncharacterized. Bases 1 to 1383 code for a protein of 460 amino acids. The record is from RefSeq and is a predicted model, not a curated record. NCBI's taxonomy places the organism in Eukaryota, Fungi, Ascomycota, Sordariomycetes, Hypocreales, Nectriaceae. The transcript has 2 exons.